Molecule: messenger RNA, 1047 nt
Organism: Vespula vulgaris
Lineage: Eukaryota; Metazoa; Arthropoda; Insecta; Hymenoptera; Vespidae
Exons: 5
Coding region: 282-974 (230 amino acids)
Biological process (GO): regulation of transcription by RNA polymerase II
Cellular component (GO): nucleus
Molecular function (GO): DNA-binding transcription factor activity, RNA polymerase II-specific; RNA polymerase II cis-regulatory region sequence-specific DNA binding
Source: RefSeq, a predicted model, not a curated record
GGUUCAGUAAGGUAUCGAAUUUUUUUAGCCACGCUGUAAAAAAGUUGAUAUACAAAUAUUAAUAUUAUUAUAAUAUAAUAGAUAUGUAGAAAACAUUUGAGAAAUUGAAAUAUGUUAUGAAAUUUAUUUCAUUUUCAUCAUUCUCAGAUUCAUUGGCUAUUGUAUAAAAUUAAUUAUAUAUUGUUAGGUUAUAUUUAAAAAUCUCAUAUUUACAAAGAAAAGAUUGGAAUAUAUAUCUUUGGAAAACGAGACAGACUGAUGAUUUUAAAGAAUCCGGAAGCAUGUCUAGCGAUACAAAGAUUGAUACAGACACAGAAAUUGUAGAUUAUAAAUAUAAUAAAGCAAAGAAUUGUGAUGAUAUCUCAUACCUAGCACGUAAAAUAAGAGAAAAGGAAGCAUUUUCUCAGGAGGAUUUAAAGCAAUUACGCAAUUUAAAAGUAAAAUUAAUACAUGAAGUUCCACCACAACAUCAAGUUGAAAUACGUUCAGGAACUCAUGUACCUUCUCGUGAAGAAUUGGAACAGUUUAUGGCAUUAGCACCAUUAAAAAAAGGUUCCUUUUCACCAGAUGAGGAUGAUAAAAUUGUUCAUAAUUGGAAACAAUUUUGCAAGUUACACAAUUGGAAUAAACAUAAAUAUAGAGCGUUUUUAAGUCUGAGAGAUAGCGAUGGCAAGAAGUAUACUUGUAAGAAGAAAGAAACAAAAAAAUUUGCACAAUUUUUAGCAAAUGGUUUACCAAAUCGCACAUUGUAUAGUGUAUACCAUAGAUUUAGAAUUUUAUAUAGUUCUUAUUUAAAUAGAAGGUAUACACAAGAAGAGGAUGUUAUGAUAUUAAAUCAUAUUGAUCACAAUCCAUUCCUUGAUGAAAAACGAAAGUUUGUUGAUUUAGCAAAGGUUUUAAAUAGAAGUAGAGCUUCUGUUUGGCGACGUUAUCGAUUGUUAAAAAGAAACAAAAAGUCAAAGAUAAAAAAUUGAAUCUGUUUGAUAAAAUAGUAAUGAUUUAAUAUGUCUAAUUUUUGGAACUAAAAUAAACUCUUAUCAAAUAAUA